AUGUCUGCGCGACAACCUGACCGAUCAGAUUCACAGCGAGACCGAUCCCGGUCGCCACCCUGGCGCGAGCAGAAGCAUCCCCGUGACGACAGAGAAUGGCGCGACCGACCAGACUCAAAUCGCAGAUGGGACAAUGAGAGAUCGGGUCCCUCGCAGCCUCGCAAUAUGCGCGAUCAAGUCCGGAUCAACAUGCUUCAAGAAGACCAGCAGGAGCGCGAGUGGGUCGCGCAGGAGGAUCUAUUCGUCUUGAAGCAGGCCAAGAAAAAAGCUGAGAUUCGCGUUAAAGAAGGACGCGCGAAGCCCAUCGAUUGGUUGACGGUCACGCUCCGUGUGAUUGAUCCCACGCGCGACCCUAUGGACGAUGAGAUUGCGGACAGUGACCUCGAUGUCGUGGACCCGGAUGGUGUGUUCGAGGGCUUGUCGCAAACUCAACUACGGGACUUGGAAAAGGAUAUUGAUACUUUUGUGAACCUGGAAACGAAUCCGCAGAACCGUGACUUUUGGCAGACCAUGAAAGUUAUCUGCCGAGACCGCCAAAAGACUGCAACUCCGGAAGGCCGUGCGCUGAGCUCCGUCGCUGCCGAUAUCAACAAACUCCUCAGACCGAAAUCAUACGAGCAGCUCCAGAAGCUCGAAGUACAAGUAAAACGGAAAUUGAACUCGAACGAGCCAAUCGAUACAGACUACUGGGAAGAAUUACUACGCAGUCUGACCGUUUGGAAGGCCAGGGCACGAUUGAGAAAUGUAUAUCAGGAUAUCAUUGACGAGCGCGUCCGCGAAUUGAGGAAACAGCAAAGGGAUGAGGCGGAAUCGAUUCGAGCCAAGCUGGCGCCGCUCGCUCCAACCAUCGAUGGGAAUACAGCCAAUCCGGCGGAAUUUGUAGGCCUCGACCCGGAUCCGUUGUUCCAAGUUCGCGCAGAAGACAAGGGGUUGGAAAUUAUGGACGAGUCGGCGUUUCUUGAUCAUGUGGCGCGUGAACGCCAGAAAAUCCUUCGCAUGGGCUUUGUCCCACUGCGACAGCGAACGGCAGAAAAGUCUUCUGCGGUUGUCUCAAACCCUUCAUCUACAAAUGCUGCUGCUUCCGCUUCCACAUCUACACGGUUCUCUUCGAUUCCGAAUGAAGACUUCUCGCAAGCCACUAAAGCCCUUUAUGAGAGAGAACUUGCCAAGGGUGUUAGUGAGAAUGAGGAGAUCUUUACCGGCGAAGAGGCCGUCAGCACGAGCUCACGUCCGCAGUGGGAGGGCAAGCACCGGCCUCGCAAACCACGAUACUUCAACCGAGUUCAAAUGGGGUACGAAUGGAACAAAUACAACCAAACUCACUAUGAUCAUGACAACCCGCCACCCAAGGUUGUACAAGGUUACAAGUUCAACAUCUUUUACCCCGAUUUGAUCGACAAAACCAAAGGCCCGACUUACCGGAUUGAGCGUGAGAACGGUCGUAAGCGAGGUGAGUCGUCCGCCGAGGCAGGCGAGGAAGACACUUGUCUUAUCCGAUUCAUGGCUGGACCCCCGUAUGAGGAUCUCGCCUUCCGGAUUGUCGACAAGGAGUGGGACUAUAGUGCUAAACGUGAGAGGGGUUUCAAGAGUACAUUUGACAAGGGAAUUCUUCAGCUUCAUUUCCAAUUCAAGAGGAUCUAUUAUCGGAAGUAA
Molecule: messenger RNA, 1653 nt
Organism: Penicillium brevicompactum
Lineage: Eukaryota; Fungi; Ascomycota; Eurotiomycetes; Eurotiales; Aspergillaceae
Product: splicing factor cactin
Exons: 5
Coding region: 1-1653 (550 amino acids)
Biological process (GO): mRNA cis splicing, via spliceosome
Cellular component (GO): spliceosomal complex; cytoplasm
Molecular function (GO): protein binding
Source: RefSeq, a predicted model, not a curated record